This is a messenger RNA of Dibothriocephalus latus, 501 nucleotides long. NCBI's taxonomy places the organism in Eukaryota, Metazoa, Platyhelminthes, Cestoda, Diphyllobothriidea, Diphyllobothriidae. The record is from the annotation of a GenBank genome assembly.
CCUGAACGUAUUCAGCCUAGCCUCAGCGUCAAGGGUUAUGAUGUACGCUCAGACGUCUGGAGUUUCGGCAUAACCCUCAUUGAGCUCGCUACCGGACAAUUUCCGUAUCCCUCCUGGCACUCCGUAUUCGAGCAGCUGACUUGCGUCCUUGAUGGACCUCCGCCACAACUUCCGCGCACUCCGAAAGGCAAGGCCUAUCGUGGUCCCGCCAGACCGCGACCCGAACUUGUGGACGGAGAUGAGCCAGAGGAAAACGAGGAUGACGCCAACAACAGCGAGGAUGCGUUUUCUCCCGCCUUCCGGCAAUUUGUUUCCGAGUGUUUAAAGAAGGACUUCCAGUCUCGACCCAAGUACCCCGCCUUGAUGAAGCUUGAGUGGUAUCAAACCUCCUUAAAGGCAGAAGUGGAUGUGGGUACCUACUUUUCGGACAUCCUAAGUCGCGUACCGCCAGGAAGCACACUAGCGGACUGCAUUCUUGAGGAAGGCCGCGACGCUCCUUGA